GUUGGUACGGUCCGGCCGCGGCACCGCCCCUCUCCCGCGCCGCUUCCGCCUUUCCGCCCCGCGCCGCCCGCCAUGGCCAAGAUCAAGGCCCGAGACCUGCGCGGGAAGAAGAAGGAGGAGCUGCUGAAGCAGCUGGAGGAUCUCAAGGUGGAGCUGUCGCAGCUGCGCGUGGCCAAAGUGACCGGCGGGGCCGCCUCCAAGCUGUCCAAGAUCCGAGUGGUGCGCAAAUCCAUUGCCAGAGUGUUGACCGUCAUCAACCAGACCCAGAAGGAGAACUUGAGGAAGUUCUACAAGGGCAAGAAGUACAAGCCCCUGGAUCUGCGACCCAAGAAGACGAGGGCCAUGCGGCGCAGGCUCAACAAGCACGAGGAGAACCUGAAGACCAAGAAGCAGCAGAGAAAGGAACGUUUAUACCCAGCCCGGAAAUUCGCCAUCAAGGCAUAGCCCCGGGCCAGCUGCACUCGCAGGAAGGCUCAUUAAAUGCAGUUUGCUUUGCAA
Molecule: messenger RNA, 498 nt
Organism: Melozone crissalis (California towhee)
Lineage: Eukaryota; Metazoa; Chordata; Aves; Passeriformes; Passerellidae
Gene: RPL35
Product: ribosomal protein L35
Exons: 4
Coding region: 73-444 (123 amino acids)
Biological process (GO): maturation of LSU-rRNA from tricistronic rRNA transcript (SSU-rRNA, 5.8S rRNA, LSU-rRNA); translation
Cellular component (GO): cytosolic large ribosomal subunit; ribosome
Molecular function (GO): structural constituent of ribosome; mRNA binding
Source: RefSeq, a predicted model, not a curated record